Aedes albopictus (Asian tiger mosquito) is the source of this 1401-nucleotide messenger RNA. It is a transcript of the gene RpL5, whose product is annotated as large ribosomal subunit protein uL18. The record is from RefSeq and is a predicted model, not a curated record. Gene Ontology annotation, molecular function: structural constituent of ribosome; 5S rRNA binding. NCBI's taxonomy places the organism in Eukaryota, Metazoa, Arthropoda, Insecta, Diptera, Culicidae. The coding region runs from base 123 to 1016 and encodes 297 amino acids. The transcript is spliced from 3 exons. Gene Ontology annotation, biological process: ribosomal large subunit assembly; translation. Gene Ontology annotation, cellular component: ribosome; cytosolic large ribosomal subunit.
UCGCUCUCUCGUGGACUCUGCUGUCAAAACGCCAUCUUUAAUUUUUUCUUUUUCCCGCAGACACCGACGUGUAGAAAACGUGUUAACGUAGCGAGUGUCUAAUUUUCCAUUUUUUCAGCAAAAUGGGUUUCGUGAAGGUUGUUAAGAAUAAGCAGUACUUCAAGCGUUACCAGGUCAGGUUCCGCCGGCGUCGUGAGGGCAAGACCGACUACUAUGCCCGUAAGCGUCUGAUCUUCCAGGACAAGAACAAGUACAACACCCCGAAGUAUCGUCUGAUUGUCCGUUUGAGCAACCGUGACAUCACCUGCCAGAUCGCUUACGCUCGCAUUGAGGGUGAUCGUAUUGUGUGCGCCGCUUACUCCCACGAGCUGCCACGCUAUGGCGUCAAGGUCGGUCUGACCAACUACGCUGCUGCUUACUGCACGGGACUGCUGGUUGCCCGCCGCAUCCUGCAAAAACUUCGUCUGGACACUCUGUACACUGGCUGUACCGAUGUGACCGGCGAGGAAUACUUGGUCGAACCAGUCGACGAUGGCCCAGGAGCUUUCCGUUGCUACCUGGACGUCGGUCUGGCCCGUACCACCACGGGAGCUCGCGUCUUCGGUGCCAUGAAGGGUGCCGUCGAUGGUGGCCUCAACAUCCCCCACUCCGUCAAGCGUUUCCCAGGCUACAGCGCCGAGAACAAGAGCUUCAACGCUGAAGUCCACCGCGCUCACAUCUUCGGACAGCACGUCGCCGACUACAUGCGUACCCUGGAGGAAGAGGACGAGGAUGCCUACAAGCGUCAGUUCAGCAAGUACAUCGGUCUGGGAAUCAAGGCUGAUGAUAUUGAGACCAUCUACAAGAACGCUCACGCCGGCAUCCGUAAGGAUCCUGCCUUCCACAAGAAGCCGGAGAAGAAGGUCACCAAGAAGCGCUUCAACCUGGCCAAGCUGACCCUCGAAGCCCGCAAGGCGAAAAUCGCCAAGCACAAGGCCGACUUCCUGGCCAAGAUCCAGGCCGAUGUCGAAGCCUAAACUUUUCUUUUGCUGUUAUGCUCCAGUGGAUAGCCACGAAACCAUCGGUGGCGAACAUUUUCCGACUGCGAUUAACCAUCAGCUGCUGGAUGUAAGAGCAUUACUACUUUUCUCAUCGAACAUUACUUACUGCUAUUGCGAUAGAAUAGAUGCGCCGCCGGAUUACAAUUACGCAUUCUUGCAGAUUAACCUAUCUAUCAUGCUUAGGUACACCUAAAUAGUUAAGCAAUGUAUGUAUUUUUGAAUAAAUGUAAUGUUUUUUAUUCAGCUGCUACGCGAGAAAAUGUUGGCUUUUUACUGAGAUGUUCACGUUCUCUGGAUAACUAUCUAGUUUCGUAAGGAAUAUAUUAUUAAGCUUUGAAAAUAUAUUGAAAUUUAAAAAUUA